AGGGAAUUUUCAUUUUUUUUUUUUUUUUUAUCAUGGUGACCUUGUGUUGUGGAACCCGAUCAAAACCCUCACACAGCCAUUCUCUGGUUGCUGGGCCGAGGAACUUCACAUAAUUUACUCCUGGAACUCUCUGCCAUUGUGUUCUGAGACUGAAAGGGAAUUUUUCGUAUGGAUUCAAGGGUGGCGUCGUUGUUCCAUGGCACACCAACAUUCCUCUUUGACGACCAAAAGUGUUUCUUAAAGCUAUCAAUCAAGCUAACUCACCAGGCCGGGCCAUCUUCAGCUCAAGUUUGGAGAUUUAAAAAUACGAAUGUGAAUAUUUCAGACAAAUUUAAAUUUGAUUUCAUGUAUUGCCUGAAACUGUUCAUGGUUAUGGGGUCCGUUCAUUUCAGUGUCAGCAGUCAAACGUCGGGGCCUGUUUCCAUAACUGCAUUUAACCUUACGUGGUACCAAGUUACACUGUCACGUUUUCUCAUCGCGUCAUGUGAUAAAAUGUUUAACUUCAAUAGAUCCAUAUAGUUACAGUAAAGCGAAAUUGAGCCCAAGAAAUAUAGACUUUGACACUGUAAUUUUUCUCAGUUUUAAACAAAUGUAUAGACCUUUGAAUAACGUCAAUUCAAUGGAAUAUUAGUUGGAGUCGUAAAGAAUUCUCUUCUCGCCUCCCUGGUAAUGCUAUUUAUCAUCAAUACCUAUUCGUAACAAAGUUCCAUAGGAAUAUUUUACUUCUCAUUGAACUUUCUUAAUUACAUCGUAAAUAAUACUUCUCUACAUUGAACAGAACAUGGCCGCUGACCUACUAAAUAUUGUACGUCUCAUUGAAUUAAUCUUUAUCAUAUCGUAAAUAACAAUUCUCUUCAAAGAACAGAACAUGACCACUAGCCUACUAAAUAUUUUAUUUCUCAUUGAAUUAUUCUUAAUCAUGUGGUAAAUAAUACGUCUCUACAAAGAACAGAACAUGGCCGCUGACCUACUUAACGGGGGCGACCUCUUCCCCGACGACCACGAGGUGUUGCUAAGCAGGGAGAAGCGAUACUUAGUGUCCAAGAGCCUGAUGGAGCAGAGUCGCCUGACGGCCCUCUACGUCAUUUUCAUUCUCCUCAUUCUCCUCAUCAACGUCUUCGUCAUUGUGGUCAUCCUGCUGUCCAAGGUCAUGAGGUCAUCCUCCAGACACAUUCUUAUGCUGAGCGUCUGUCUUGGAGAUCUGGUCAUGGCUGUAUUCGUCCUUCCGGUAAGUCUUACUGGGCUUUUCCCUCGUGUAAAACAGUUACAUUAUCACGGGAUUGUAAUUUUAAGAGUUACGAUAGAAAUAGCUUUGAUUAAACAUUAUUUAAAAAAAAAAAAGCUUUGCACCGUAUACGAUACAGACUUCUAUCAAAAUAAACUAAUUGCAUAUAUACGACACAGACUUCUAUCAAAAUAAACUAAUUGCAUAUAUACGACACAGACUUCUAUCAAAAUAAACUAAUUGCAUAUAUACGACUGUCUUAUUAGUUUUUUUUUCAAAUCGUGUCAAUGAGUCGAGUUUUUUAAAAUAUAUAUAUAUUUUCCUCAACACAUUAUUUCGUUAACUUGCAGUUUCAGGGUACCAGCUAACAAGCAAAAGUUGUGUUGACUUCAUAAUCGUCUUCAUCUUUUUAUUGUGUAGGUGCUGCUGAACUUGGGGAUGAGAUACGGGGACACAGUUGGCGACUGUCCGACCUUCUUCGCCAUGCGAAUGUUCGCAGACUUUUUCAUCCCGUCCGUCACAACACUGGGAGUCUUAGCCUUAAAUAUUGAUUACAUUCUUAGACUGUGGUGAGUUCUCUUCGUGUCUUUCUUUGGAAUUCCUGUAUUAUAUAACUUAACUAUUUACUACAUUCUUAGAAUUCGGGGAGUUCUUUCCCCGUUUUUCUCUGUAAUUGUAUAAUAACUUAAAAUUUAUUACAUUCUUCGACUCUGGUGAGUAAUUAUUCGUCUAUUUCCUUGAAAUUCCUACAUAAUUAAGUGACGCGUAAAAGUUUUAUGAUUUACUGCCGUCUCAAGAGUAGUUCAAUUUUUUUUUCUAAUUCACUCAAUUUAAUUGUUUUGGUAAAUAACAACAUUUAAUACAGCCUCAAAAGAUAAAAUAAUCGGGAGAUCUUAAAUUAUUCAUAUUUAUAUGGACAUUUUUUUAACAUAAGCUCGUUUGGUGUUGUUGAUAAUGUUCAAUUCACUGCCUUUCUCAGCUGCCCCGUGUAUUCGGAGGGCGGAAGUCGGGGCGCCAUCAUGGUGGCGCUGUUCCUGCUGCCGUGGGUGAUAAGUGGUGCCGUGCUGACUCCCCUGUACAUUGACGGCAUGAACAAGCUCUCCAAGACCUGGCUACAGACGUGCAAUGUCAACAUGGGGGGAUUUUUGACCAGGACGCUUCUGGUCGUCAGUUUCUUCCCACAGGUAAGCUCAAACCAAUGUGUUAAACGUGUGUACAUUCUUUCAGUGGGUGAUGAUUCCUUUAGUGGUGGAAUGGUGCAUAACACUGCAUACCAUUAGUGUUGUGAGUGGUGCAUACCAUUAGUGUUGUGAGUGGUGCAUACCAUUAGUGUUGUGAGUGGUGCAUACCAUUAGUGUUGUGAGUGGUGCAUACCAUUAGUGUUGUGAGUGGUGCAUACCAUUAGUGUUGUGAGUGGUGCAGACCAUUAGUGUUGGAAUGGUGCAUACUACUGCAUACCAUUAGUGUUGUGAAUGGUGCAUACCAUUAAUGUUGUGAAUGGUGUAUACCAUUAGUGUUGGAAUGGUGCAUACCAUUCGAGUUGGAAUGGUGCAUACCAUUAGUGUUGAAAUGGUGCAUACCAUUAGUGUUGGAAUGGUGCAUAUUUCAAAUAAAACUUCACAGCUAGUUUUAUUUUGUUUUUAAGAUAGAAGUCUGUCUGUAGUUUCACCGGCUACUGUAAUGGGCUUUUGUAAUGGGCUGUUGUAAUGGAGUAUUUUAAUGGGCUACUGUAAUGGGCUAUUGUAAUGGGAUUUUGUAAUGGGUUACUCUAAUGGGCUACUUUAAUGGGCUAUUGUAAUGGGCUGUUGUAAUGGAGUAUUUUAAUGGGCUACUGUAAUGGGCUACUGUAAUGGGCUAUUGUAAUGGGCUUUUGUAAUGGGUUACUCUAAUGGGCUACUUUAAUGGGCUAUUGUUAUGGGCUGUUGUAAUGGGGUAUUUUAAUGGGCUACUGUAAUGGGCUAUUGUAAUGGGCUUUUGUAAUGGGUUACUCUAAUGGGCUACUUUAAUGGGCUAUUGUUAUGGGCUGUUGUAAUGGAGUAUUUUAAUGGGCUACUGUAAUGGGCUAUUGUAAUGGGCUUUUGUAAUGGGUUACUCUAAUGGGCUACUUUAAUGGGCUAUUGUUAUGGGCUACUGUAAUGGGCUACUUUAAUGGGCUAUUGUUAUGGGCUGUUGUAUUGGAGUAUUUUAAUGGGCUACUGUAAUGGGCUAUUGUAAUGGGUUACUCUAAUGGGCUAUUCUAAUUGGCUAUUGUAAUGGGCUACUGUAAUGGGGCAUGGGACAUUUUUGUAAAGUUAACAUUUAAGUUCUAUUUUUAUUGAAGUGUAUUAUUUGUGUUCACUAUUCAUCUCCUUUGAACAAUAUUUCAGGCUGGACUCCUACUUCUGUUUAACGUCAUCGUCUCGAUUCUGUACUUAUUUCGACGUGAGUCCUACAGCCUCGACGUGUGUGGCGAGAGGAUUCGCGCUCCAGUGGACAUCUGCCUGGGCUCGUUCACCACCAUGUUGCUGUACACGCCCAUAUUUCUAGUGACACUGCUCACGACAGAGGGCUAUCUCGGUUGUAAACACGACGAGGAAUGCAAGGCCCUUAACACCUUAAACACGGUGGCUGUCUGGCUCAUGUUUACUAAAUCAUGGCUUCUGCCCCUUUGCUGGUUCGCGUGUAAAGAUACCCGGGCCAGCAUAAAACAUUUACUCGGUUGCUGUUAACGCAGAGGCGUAGCUAAAGUGUCUGACGCCCGGGGAUAUUUGUCCCCACCCCCACCCCCCAAUCUGUCCCUUUAGCAACGCAUCUGUGUUAACGCGACUUAUCUCAAUAUUUAGAGAUGCUGGACCCUCCACCACAUGAUUGGAUGGAAUUUUGUGUUUUGACAGUAGCUGAAGAAAGUUUGUGAAGCUUAGCGGAAGAAUUUUAAUUAGCUUAAUCGUGGAACUAUUUUUUUUGUGCUAUUAGGACUUUGAUUAACUUGCACCCUGAAGUGUGUGUUGAGUGGUGGAAGGUUUUUAUCAAAAGAUGCUAAGUAGGUGGCGAAGUGAUUUUGAAUUGUUGCUUUCUUCUUCAAUAUAUUCAAUGAGUUCUUCAAUGGUAUUGCAAUUGUUUAUUUGCUACGACAAGGGGAGGCUAUUCUGAGUAUUUUGAGUUGAAUCUAAUAAAAUAAUUUACAACUUUUGAUCAGAGCAGUUGUAACGAUUAGUGGAAUUCGGAACAUCUAGUUUGAUCUAGAUUGUGGCCACAUUAUGUCCCAACCGCUCUUAUGCUAACUGAAUUUAAACUUAGGCACUGAACAAUUUCAGAAUCCAAAAAUAAGUAAUGACGUCUGUGAUGCCUGAUGUAUUUUGUUAGGCUCAGAGUCCCAGAGUCAGAGUCCGAGAGUCACAGUCCCUGAGUCAGAGUCCUAGAGCCAGAGUCCCUGAGUCAGAGUCCCUGAUUCAGAGUACCAGAGUCAGAGUCCCAGAGUCAGAGUGCAUGAGAAAUGCCAUCUCUGGACUUUGGGCGAGAAAAAUCCCAAUAUGUUUGUUUCACUUGAAGUGAAUGCCACUCAGUAUAAAACUAUGACAUACAAUUUUUUCCUGCUACUUAACUAAUUUCGUGCCUUGUGGGAAAUGAAGAAAUCCAGCUCAGAUGACCACAUCCAGGUUAACUAAACUAUAUUUCACUGGACACAUAUAUCAAUUAUAUUUAAACUGGUUCACAAUGGGGCACAAUAAGAUGAAUCUUUAUAUAAGAGGAAUAUUUAGAUGUCGUAAACAAUCUUUUUGAAGAAAGAAAAAAGUUGGGGAAAAUUACUUCUUUUUAAUAGGCCUAUGGAUAGGGUUAAAACAAAGUUUGAAGAUCACUGUAAUAGAUCUGUAAUAUGAUAUAAUGUCUAGGUAACGUGUAAGUCUCACCUUGCAUGUUAAGAGUACAACGCAUUGCUGCUGUACAAAUUUUAUGUUAAACAAUUUGGUGUAAAAAAUUAUUUUGAUCAUAGAAUAAUUUAUUGUUAAGUAUGUGAAUGGAGUCCUCGUGAUAAUCUGCUUUGUGAUAUUCUUAAUGGCAAUUAUUAUAUAAUCGAUACGUAUAAAUACAUUUUCACAGCCCAUUCUUGACCUCCAUCUUUUAUGGGAGGUUUAUUUUUACUUAUAUUUUUCCUGUCUGGGGUAUCUUAAAUGUUAUUUGACUUUAUAAUCAUAUAUAAUCACGCAUAAUCGACUCACAUAAUAAAUAAAUUUAGCAACUACAACUGUUCACGGACUUGUGUUUCAAAAUUUAAUGUUUAUUAAUGUGGAUAUGGCCAUGAAAG
Messenger RNA from Lymnaea stagnalis (great pond snail), 5507 nucleotides. NCBI's taxonomy places the organism in Eukaryota, Metazoa, Mollusca, Gastropoda, Lymnaeidae. The record is from the annotation of a GenBank genome assembly.